AUGGCUAUGUCCCAAGCAGCUCUCAAGGCUGAGCAGGCUAUCGGCCACGGCGACAAUGCCACCACCGCGCAGAAUGUUACCAACCCUGAUAUCGCGCCGGGUGCCGCUGGCGAAGGCAAGAUGAAGGCGCUUGCGUGGAUGGGCAAGAACAAGGUCGAGAUGGUCGAGGUGUCAAAACCGAAGAUUAUGGAGCCAAGAGAUGUUAUCUUGAAGAUUACGGGCUCGACCGUGUGCGGAUCGGAUCUUCAUCUGCUGCAUGGAACUGUCGUGGAAUUGCAGAAGGGCGAUAUCCUGGGCCACGAAUUCUGUGGUGUUGUGGAUGAGGUUGGUAGUGAAGUUACCAAGUUCAAGAAGGGGCAACGCGUGGUAGCCUCCUUCCAGAUCGCCUGCGGCGACUGUUACUACUGCAAGCAGAAGCUCUCCUCGCAAUGCGAAAAGACGAACUCGAAUACCAUCGAAAACGCCAUGUAUGGUGGUCGUACAGCUGGCAUGUUCGGAUACUCCCAUUUCACCGGUGGCUUCGCCGGCGGCCAGUCAGAGUACACGCGUGUGCCAUACGGCGAUGUCAACCUCCUUCCUCUCCCCGACAACGUCCCCGACGAGGCCGGCUUAUAUCUCUCCGACGUCCUCUGCACGAGCUGGCACGCGGUCGUUGAUACAGGUGUGAAGAAGGGCGACGUGGUCGCCAUCUGGGGCGCCGGACCCAUCGGACAAAUGGCAGCAGAUUUCUCGCUCAUCAACGGAGCCUCACGCGUCAUCAUGAUCGACCAGAACUGGCGACUGGAGUACGUCAAGGAGCGCUACCCCAACAUCGACACGCUGGACUUCUCCGCCCUCAGCAAAGGCGAGAGCGUCACUAGCAAGCUCAAGGAGAUGUGCAACAACCGCGGUCCAGACGUCAGCAUCGAAUGCGCAGCCGGCGAGUACGCAAAGGGCUGGGCGCAUUACUUCGAGAUGAUGCUCGGUCUGGAGACGGACACUUCCGAGCUCAUCAAUGAGAUGAUCACCUCCACUCGCAACUUCGGCCGCUGCGGUAUUACCGGUGUAUACGUUGGCUUUACCAACCACUUCAACAUCGGGUCCCUGAUGGAGCGCGGCAUCCGCCUCAUCGGCAACGGCCAGGCACCCGUCCACCUCUACUGGGAGUCCCUCCUGAAGAUGAUCCAGGAUAAGCAGAUCGACCCGCUCAAGAUGGUGUCGCACCGCGUCAGGCUUGAGGACCUCGACAAGGUGUACUACAAGUUCGAGGACAAGGCGGACGGCAUGCAGAAGGUGUUUGUGGAGACGAAGUUCAGCUUCCCCGCAUGCGAGGGCAGCCCUGAGCUGAAGAGAUUCUAG
Messenger RNA from Didymosphaeria variabile, 1338 nucleotides. RefSeq lists its product as uncharacterized. Lineage: Eukaryota; Fungi; Ascomycota; Dothideomycetes; Pleosporales; Didymosphaeriaceae. Gene Ontology annotation, molecular function: zinc ion binding; oxidoreductase activity. The transcript is spliced from 2 exons. The record is from RefSeq and is a predicted model, not a curated record. The coding region runs from base 1 to 1338 and encodes 445 amino acids.